Gongylonema pulchrum is the source of this 526-nucleotide messenger RNA. The record is from the annotation of a GenBank genome assembly. NCBI's taxonomy places the organism in Eukaryota, Metazoa, Nematoda, Chromadorea, Rhabditida, Gongylonematidae.
GUGUCACCUGGAUUUUUCAACAACCAAAUAUAAUGAAGAAAUUCGCAAUAUUGCUUAUGAGAAAUUUGGUGGUGGUAAAGAUCUAGAAGGUGGUAACAAAAGCAGCAACGCCCGUACUGCUUCUCCUUCCCCUGAUGUCUACAUAAUUGGCGAAACUGGCAUUAAUCAAGAAUCGAAACAACGUUUAGCAAAAGUGCUAAAGCAGUUGGAGGAAUGGGCUACACCGUUUGAAUGCUAUCGUAUCACUAUGAUGGAGAAAAAAUCAAACACAGUGGAGCAAGAGUCAUUCGACAGCAUCCUUUUGUUGCAGGGCGAAAAACCGGAAGCGGAGAAAAGUGGAGCCGAAGAGAUACAAGCAAUCAGUAUUCCAACAACAUCGGAUGCUAGUGCUAACAGCAGGAGGAAUGCUGAAAUUCCUGAAAAACGUACGCGAAAGCCCAACUGGACAAAUGCUGCAGAAAAGUGCGACAAUCAGGUGGAUUAUAGCAGCUUGCAGUCGACAGUUUUCCCUAAAGGUAUUUUUUAA